Molecule: messenger RNA, 1868 nt
Organism: Gossypium raimondii (Peruvian cotton)
Lineage: Eukaryota; Viridiplantae; Streptophyta; Magnoliopsida; Malvales; Malvaceae
Product: inositol-3-phosphate synthase
Exons: 10
Coding region: 75-1607 (510 amino acids)
Biological process (GO): phospholipid biosynthetic process; inositol biosynthetic process
Cellular component (GO): cytoplasm
Molecular function (GO): inositol-3-phosphate synthase activity
Source: RefSeq, a predicted model, not a curated record
AACAAUGGAGCACCAAAGCUUUAAAACAAACCCAAAAAACAAAGCAGUGUUUCAAGAACAGAAUAUCGGCAAAAAUGUUCAUUGAGAGCUUUAAGGUUGAGAGUCCAUAUGUCAAGUACACAGACAAUGCAAUCCAGUCGGUGUACAACUAUGAGACUACUGAGCUUGUUCAUGAGAACAGGGAUGGAACCUAUCAAUGGGUUGUCAAGCCCAAGACUGUUAAAUAUGAAUUCAGAACUGAUAUCCAUGUCCCUAAACUGGGGGUAAUGCUUGUUGGAUGGGGAGGAAACAAUGGCUCAACCCUGACUGGUGGUGUUAUAGCUAACCGAUGGGGAGUGUCCUGGGCCACUAAGGACAAGGUGCAACAAGCUAAUUACUUUGGUUCACUUACUCAAGCAUCAACUAUCCGAGUUGGGUCUUACAACGGGGAGGAGAUUUAUGCUCCUUUUAAGAGCCUUCUUCCUAUGGUCAACCCAGAGGAUAUUGUAUUUGGAGGAUGGGACAUAAGUGACAUGAACCUUGCUGAUGCAAUGGCUAGAGCCAAGGUCUUUGACAUUGAUCUGCAAAAACAGCUAAGGCCCUACAUGGAAUCCAUGGUCCCACUCCCUGGAAUAUACGACCCAGAUUUCAUUGCUGCCAACCAAGGUGAACGUGCCAAUAACGUCAUCAAGGGUACCAAGAAAGAACAAGUUCAGCAAAUCAUUAAAGAUAUUAGGGAGUUCAAGGAGAAAAACAAGGUGGACAAGGUGGUUGUACUCUGGACUGCAAACACUGAGAGGUACAGCAAUGUCGUUGUGGGGCUAAACGACACCAUGGAGAACCUGUUGGCUUCUUUUGAGAAGAAUGAGUCAGAGAUUUCUCCUUCCACUUUGUACGCUAUCGCUUGUGUUUUUGAGGAUGUUCCCUUCAUCAAUGGAAGCCCACAAAACACAUUUGUUCCAGGGUUAAUUGAUUUGGCUAUCCAGAGGAACUGUCUGAUUGGAGGAGACGAUUUUAAGAGUGGCCAGACCAAGAUGAAAUCCGUUCUAGUGGAUUUCCUUGUUGGGGCUGGUAUCAAGCCAACAUCAAUAGUGAGCUACAACCAUCUGGGAAACAAUGAUGGCAUGAAUCUAUCAGCUCCCCAAACUUUCCGCUCCAAGGAGAUCUCCAAGAGCAAUGUUGUGGAUGACAUGGUCUCAAGCAAUGGAAUCCUUUAUCAACCCGGUGAACAUCCUGAUCAUGUUGUGGUCAUCAAGUAUGUGCCAUAUGUUGGAGAUAGCAAGAGAGCCAUGGAUGAGUACACAUCAGAGAUAUUCAUGGGAGGCAAGAACACCAUUGUGUUGCAUAACACAUGCGAGGACUCCCUGUUGGCUGCUCCCAUCAUCCUAGAUUUGGUUCUCCUUGCUGAGCUUAGCACCAGGAUCCAGCUCAAAGCUGAAGGAGAGGGCAAGUUCCACUCUUUCCACCCUGUGGCUACUAUCCUCAGUUACCUAACCAAGGCCCCUCUUGUUCCACCAGGCACACCCGUGGUGAAUGCACUGUCAAAGCAACGUGCAAUGCUGGAGAACAUACUGAGGGCCUGUAUUGGCUUGUCCCCUGAAAACAACAUGAUUCUGGAGUACAAGUGAAAAUCGAGGAGAGAAAAAGUGGAACAAGUAUUGGUCCUUGCAACUUUAGGACCAUUUUCCCUUUCUCUUUCAUAAAAGAUGUGGUCCGUGUUGUCACACUUUGUAAUGGUUUUAUGGUUGAUAUAUUUUCAUCUUUGUUUCUCUCUCUGUUUCUUGAUGGCGCUCAUGUAACACCUCCUGUCGCUCAAGCUUGAGCAAGCAAUCUCUUUCGUGGAAAUAGAUAUGAUAAUGAUAAUAUGAAAGUUUAUUUAAUAUGUUCAA